UACGACCCCCUCGACCACCUAAACACAAAAAUGAUACAAGACGCCUACAUCCUGCAAGCCAGAAGCGAGAAUAGUCCUUAAAAUUACAACCCAGGGAACAUCCAACAAGAUCCACCCCCGAUAAGAGAAUAUUUCCACAAAGAUAUCUUCCUAAACCCCCUCGCCAUUCAAAUUACCUCAACAGCCCUAGGCCCCCGUCCUAAGUGGACCUUCUGCUCAGGUAACACCGCCAUGCCACCAACCAGUACCUGUCCCCCCACAUCGCAGCCCGUACACACCGACGCGGAUUUCGAUCAUCCAUCGCAUCCAUUCGCCUACGUUAUUAACGUCCCUUUGGUUACUAUGACGCCCGAAAACGGAUCCACAGAGAUCUGGCUCGGCACGCACGUGGACUCGGGUCUGCAUGUGCAGGAGGGAGCGCAUGGCACUGAUCGAGCUAGUGGGCGGAUCAAGGUACAGGAGGUGGAGAGACGUCGCACUGUGGGAAUGCCCUGUCAGCCUGUUGUACCGAAGGGGGCGUUGGUGAUUCGGGAUUUGAGGCUUUGGCAUGCGGGAAUGGGGAAUCGGACGGGAGAUGUGAGGGUUAUGUUGGCUAUGAUUCAUUUCGCGCCGUGGUAUCGGAAUAGGAUGAGAUUGGAGCUUGCGGAGGAGUUGAGGCCCGCGGUGGAGAGGGAGACGAGCUUGGAGGUUCCAGUUGAUUGGAUGUCGGAAGAGCAGGCGUUGGAAAGGUAUCUGAAUCGGGGAUUUGGGAAUGAGUAUGAUUUUAGUCAGGAGGUGUAGGAAUAAGAAGCGGCUUGCGAUGGGUAGAUAUUGUCGCGCUCUGAUAAGAGUGGCAGUAGCAUUUGAUAAGGGUGGAAAUAUGGUGUGUUCAUG
Messenger RNA from Aspergillus neoniger CBS 115656, 873 nucleotides. RefSeq lists its product as uncharacterized. NCBI's taxonomy places the organism in Eukaryota, Fungi, Ascomycota, Eurotiomycetes, Eurotiales, Aspergillaceae. The transcript has 3 exons. Bases 232 to 780 code for a protein of 182 amino acids. The record is from RefSeq and is a predicted model, not a curated record.